AUGGCGGUGGCACCGGCAGCCCCAACACGGCUGGCCCUGGGAAGCACAGCCCCGCACCUCACGGCUGCGCCGUCAGGGGCACGGAUGAGUGGCCAGGGAGGGAAAAGAGCUGCUGCUCAGCGGAACUUCCCUGAGCUCCCGCUGGGCAUGAACUGGGUGCUGUAUGCAGUGGGGGUUUGUCAGAGUCAGCUGGCUGGCUGGGCAUGCACAGCCCUGUGCUUGGUCUCCUAUGCGGCUGCCUACUCGCACGGUGCCAGCCUCUCUGCCUGCAGCGACAUGAUGCCCAGGCACCUGAGAGUGCAGCUGCACAGCCUCAGCAACAACUACGUUACACUCCACACCAACGUGUCCUCCUACUUCCCAGGUGACAAGGUGCCAGUGACAGUGAGGAGCACAAUGGAUUUUAUGGGCUUUUUGCUUCAAGCUCGCAAAGCGUCUAACGAUGAGAUUGCUGGCACGUUCACCCUCAUCCCCCCUGGCUCCAAGCUGCUGACUUGUUUUGAAGAUGGUGACACUGUCACCCACUCAGACAAGACACUGAAGAGAAACCUCUCCUUUGUGUGGAAAGCACCAGACCAACCCAUUGGAGACAUCAAGUUUUUCAUCUCUGUAGUCCAGUCAUACUUUGUAUACUGGGCAAAGAUCGAGUCUGCUCUUGUGGCUCAGCGAGGACAAAACAAAACACUUGCUGGUGGUGACAAGAAGCCUCAUCCUGUAACCCCUUCACCCUCACAGGGACCAGCUGACCCACACCCCACAGGUCCCACCUCUCCUGUGGCUGCCACCCGCACCCCUGAAGCGCCUGCCAGCUCCACGGGCACUGCAGCCAUGCCAGCAGUGGAGCCAGAUUUGGGUGCUGGGUCUGACACCCAUCCUGUAGCUGAGCCCAAGCAGCUGACCCGGCCCUCACGGGCUGCAGCUGGCGACAGCAGCGAGUCCAGCAGCCAGGAGCUGGAGCUGUCCAUCUCCACCCAAGAGCCCAGCAUCAUGGAUGCCUUGCACGGUUUCCUCUCCCAGGACAACACCUCCAGCUACAGCACCUCUGAGAGAGAAGGAAGCAUUGCCAGUGCUGCCACCCCAGGUUCGUGUCUGAUGUGUAAAGAAGACAGGCAGGCCACUACAGAGAGCAAGAAUAUCUUGAAAGCCUCUCCACAUGCAACAGUGUCUCCUCCUGCUCCACAUGUGCACACUGACCUGGGGGACACUGUGACAUCAACCUGGUUUGGCAACCCCAACACUGAUGGUAAUUUGUCGUCAGCCUCAAGGCAAAUGGCAGAAAGAAAGCCGGCACCACAGCCAGAGGAGAGUGCUGCCAGGGGAGAGCAGGAGGAGGAGGAGAAGGUGGGUGGGAAUACCCUGCCGUGGGCAACCAGACCUGCUCCCGAAUCUGCUGUUCCCGGGAAGGGAGAAGCCCCUGGCAGAGGGACCCGAGUCCUCGCGGCUCAGCUGGGCAUCCUCCUGCUGUGCACGGCUGCCCUGGGCCUGGCGCUGGCAGCCGCCCUGCGCUGUGUCUGUGCCCAGCACUGCCACAAGCGGACGGAGGUCUCCUUCAGCCAGCCUGACCCCGAGGUCAUCGCCGUCAGAGACCACGGGGAGGUGGUGCACUUCCGAAAGAUCCGGGAGAACAGCUUGGUGGUAGUGCAAGCCGAGUACAGCUGGGUCAGCCCCUCGAGCAGUGGGAACAAGACAAUGAUCUGA
This is a messenger RNA of Indicator indicator, 1698 nucleotides long. It is a transcript of the gene REELD1, whose product is annotated as reeler domain containing 1. The record is from RefSeq and is a predicted model, not a curated record. Gene Ontology annotation, molecular function: oxidoreductase activity, acting on metal ions. The coding region runs from base 1 to 1698 and encodes 565 amino acids. Lineage: Eukaryota; Metazoa; Chordata; Aves; Piciformes; Indicatoridae. The transcript is spliced from 8 exons.